This is a messenger RNA of Phacochoerus africanus (Common warthog), 4078 nucleotides long. RefSeq names its product dopamine receptor D1 (gene DRD1). Gene Ontology annotation, biological process: adenylate cyclase-activating adrenergic receptor signaling pathway; vasodilation; G protein-coupled dopamine receptor signaling pathway. The transcript is spliced from 2 exons. Gene Ontology annotation, molecular function: G protein-coupled receptor activity; dopamine neurotransmitter receptor activity, coupled via Gs. Gene Ontology annotation, cellular component: plasma membrane. The record is from RefSeq and is a predicted model, not a curated record. Bases 1039 to 2379 code for a protein of 446 amino acids. Lineage: Eukaryota; Metazoa; Chordata; Mammalia; Artiodactyla; Suidae.
GCGGGGGCGGGGUGGCUGUGCCCCGCGGGAACCAGGCCGGCCCGUGAGCCCGCCAGUGCCAGCUCGUCUCUCCGCCUCGUGUUCCCACGGGCUCUUGGGUGAUAGCGGGCAGUUUCGCGGGCAGGCGCAGGGCUGUUCCUCGAGGGACCAGAGGCCACUCGAGGGGCGCCCGGGUGCUCGGCUCCCGGAGAAAGGAAGCAAAGAAACUGCCCGAGUGACUACUACAGGAGGUGUCCUCAGUCAAGGAGGCGCAUAGCGCCCGAAAGCCCUUUUCCCGGGUCUCGUCCAUUUUGAACCAUCUCUAACCUUCUGAGGCAGUGGCGCAGCGCCUGCUCUCCGUGGAUUUGGCCCAGGAUCCUUUUUCCGAACCCGCCCCAGCGAAUUUUGCGCAUCGGGCGGGGAGCAGAGCCCCGGCUGCGCGCGCAGGGCAGGACUCAGGCGCGCCUCCCUCCGUUGUGCAGCUGCGGCGGGCGCUUGGGGAAUCCUGUUCUCGGAGCUCCAGGAGCAUUGAGAGAGACCACCUCAAGGCAAGGGCUUUCAGGAAGCUGCUGCGGAGUCAGGGGCUUGGAGGUGCGAGGCAUGUAUUUUCAGCUGCGCCUCAGAAAGGGGGAAUUCUCUGUCACCACCCAAGAGGCAACAGCCCGUAAAUGUGACUAGAAUUGACUAGCUCAGCAGAGGCCUGGGAGUCUCUGAACUGACAGCUUAGAAUAUGCUAAAAAGCCAGUGCUUUCCAUGGGGCAUUGAAGGGCCAUCUGGUCCCGGUAACAGUGACCUGGAGCAAAGGAGUCAGAAGACAGUUGUAGAGAGCAAGAGGGACCUUCCGAGGGGCUGUCUUGGAUGGCCCAGGGCAGGCUCCUGCCACCCAGUUGUUGUGGCCUUGUAAUGGCAUGCUGGUGAGGUCCUCCACCCAGGGGAGCAAGUGGGGCUGAGCCAGGGACCGCCUGGCCAGCCAGGACUCCUGCAGCUCUGAUCGACCCCUAAUCCCCGCCUAGGAACUUGAGAGGUGUCAGAACCCCCUCUGGGCUCUCCCUCAGGAAGAUGAGGACUCUGAACACCUCCACCAUGGAUGGCACCGGGCUGGUGGUGGAGAGGGACUUCUCCUUCCGCAUCCUCACUGCCUGUUUCCUGUCGCUGCUCAUCCUGUCCACACUCCUGGGGAAUACGCUGGUCUGUGCCGCCGUCAUCAGGUUCCGACACCUGCGUUCCAAGGUGACCAACUUCUUCGUCAUCUCCUUAGCCGUAUCGGAUCUCUUGGUGGCUGUCUUGGUCAUGCCCUGGAAAGCGGUGGCUGAGAUCGCUGGCUUCUGGCCCUUUGGGUCCUUCUGUAACAUCUGGGUGGCCUUUGACAUCAUGUGCUCUACCGCGUCCAUCCUCAACCUCUGUGUGAUCAGCGUGGACAGGUACUGGGCCAUCUCUAGCCCCUUCCGGUAUGAGAGGAAGAUGACCCCCAAGGCAGCCUUCAUUCUGAUCAGCGUGGCAUGGACUCUGUCCGUUCUCAUCUCCUUUAUCCCAGUGCAGCUCAGCUGGCACAAGGCAAAACCCACGAGCCCCUCCGAUGGGAAUGUCACUUCCCUGGGCAAGACCACCCACAACUGUGACUCCAGCUUGAGCAGGACCUAUGCCAUUUCAUCCUCCCUAAUCAGCUUUUACAUCCCCGUGGCCAUCAUGAUUGUCACCUACACCAGGAUCUACAGGAUUGCCCAGAAACAAAUACGGCGCAUCUCGGCCUUGGAGAGGGCAGCGGUCCACGCCAAGAAUUGCCAGACCACUGCAGGUAAUGGCAACCCUGCGGAGUGUUCUCAACCAGAAAGCUCCUUUAAGAUGUCCUUCAAAAGAGAGACUAAAGUCCUGAAGACGCUGUCCGUGAUCAUGGGGGUGUUUGUGUGCUGCUGGCUCCCCUUCUUCAUCUUGAACUGCAUGGUGCCCUUCUGUGGGUCUGGGGAGACCAAGCCCUUCUGCAUUGAUUCCAUCACCUUUGACGUGUUUGUGUGGUUUGGGUGGGCUAAUUCCUCCUUGAACCCCAUCAUCUAUGCCUUUAAUGCUGAUUUUCGGAAGGCAUUUUCCACCCUCUUAGGAUGCUACCGACUCUGCCCGACGUCAGCUAAUGCCAUAGAGACGGUGAGCAUCAAUAACAAUGGGGCCGUGGUGUUUUCCAGCCAUCACGAGCCUCGAGGUUCCAUCUCCAAGGACUGCAAUCUGGUGUAUCUGAUCCCCCAUGCUGUGGGCUCCUCUGAGGACCUGAAGAAGGAAGAGGCAGGUGGCAUAGGCAAGCCCUUGGAGAAGCUGUCCCCAGCCCUGUCUGUCAUUUUGGAUUAUGACACUGAUGUCUCUCUAGAGAAGAUCCAGCCCAUCACACAAAAUGGACAGCACCCGACCUGAACUCCAAAGUGAAUCUUAACAGACCCACUCAUCCCAAAAGCUAGAGGAGAUUUCUCUGGGGCUUGUUGUGAAGAAACUGAGGCGUGAUGAGAGAGACCCUGAGCUGUCAGGCGAGCCCUCCUCUGCUGCUUUCCCUCCAACCCACCACUAACCACAUUUUAAAAUACGUUCCAAUGUGUUUUCUGUGUUGUUCAUAGUGAAUCAAAGAGGGACACAUGUGAGGCGAUCAUUCAUAAGGGACAUGUCUUUGGCUCCAAAAUUAUUUUUAGAAACUGAUUCUUAUCUUAGGACUUUAAAAAAUAGGGCACAGAAGCAAGAAAUGAAGAGCUUCAUUUAAAAAUUAAAUUUUUUUCCGGGAAGGAAAUGAGAAGGGUUGAGUUUGCUGUGUACAAACAGGUGCUAACACUGGUCCAAGCAAAGUUUUCAGAUUGUAAAGGUAGGUGCAUGCCUUCAUAAAUUAUUCCUAAAAAAGAAUUGAGCCUUACAAUAGGAAUGGGAUUUUUUUUCCCAGUGUUGAUGCUUUGUUGGUAUUGGUUUUAUUUAUUUAUUGUAUUAUAUGGAUAUUUAAAAUUUAUUAUAAUAAAUCUAUAUUUAUCAUAUUUAAUAGGAUAAAUGAAUGAGUUUUCUGAGAUCUUACAAUAGCAUUUUUUGUCCAUUGAACUAGCACUUUAUCAGCCAGUGAAACAAAUACACAGACUCUCUGAGUUUCUAAAUGCUCAUAUAAAACUUCCAGAAAUACAGCAAAGACUAAUAGAAACUGAAGUUGUGAGGAUUCCUUAAAAUUCAUUGGCAAGAAUAAAUUUGAGGUGAGAAUUCACAAACGCUCAGAUUGUUUUUUUUUUUUUCCUCCUGAAAAGAUUUAGAAAGAUUUUUUAAAAAGCGUAGCUCCUCCUGUGUUCAGAUUUUUUUAAGUGACGAAGACUUUUGCCUGAGAAUGAGUUACAGUUCUGUAAAUAUCUGAAAUAAAAAACAGCUUAAGCGUCCAGCUUGAAAUUUACGACCUUUGGUGGUAAUAAAAGUAUUUGCCACUUUGUAUUUAUGUAAAAUAACUGGCCCUCUCUGUCUUUUUUCAUUUCCUGUGUCAGAUAGCUUUUCUGAACCAAAUAAAUGGCUGUCCUGGUUAGAUUUGUGGGAAGACAGUGAGUUUCCUUAACUCAUGUGUCACAACAGGUUCACCAGUGGACCAAGGUCAGAUCUUACAUCACCAUCUUACCAGGUCAAACCAAGCUUUUCAGUGGGGCUACUUUUCGUAGUGCUUUAAUCUGAACUGAGAAUUUUUUUUUUUUAAGUCUAAAUGUAUUCUAACAGAUAGUGCCUCAUUAUCUUCCUCAAGUAAGACACUUCUGUUGGUGGAAAAAAACAGGCGACCCUUUCCUUUCUCUUUGGGUAUAUUAAGCAUCCCAAAGCCAUCAGCAUCUCUUUUGACAAAUGCUAGCUAGCCCUUUCUCUGUGCUUUGGAAUCAAGUUCCUGUGUCAUCAUCUGGGCUGUAAAAAGUAUCAUAAAUCUCCAUUGCCAGCUGGUAAUUCAUGUGGGGCAUUUCAAGAGAAUUUUUUUGGAAAUGUUUACAAAGUAUUCUUGUGGGUGAGCAAUUGACUUAACAUUUACUUGAAAUGGGUAAGGAGAAGGAUACCUACUGCAAAGGAUCUCCUGCAUCAGGUCUGUGUUAUUUAUGCAUUGUGAAUGUUUUCUUCAUUUUAU